AUGGGCGCGCUGUUCUCGCGCCUGAGCGGCAAGCUGUUUGGCAGCCGCGAGCUGCGGAUAUUGAUGCUUGGACUGGAUAAUUCUGGCAAGACUACAAUUUUGUACAAGCUCAAGCUGAAGCAGAGUGUCAAGACCAUUCCUACGGUUGGUUUCAAUGUCGAGACGGUGUCGUACAAGAACAUCAAGUUUAAUAUCUGGGAUGUUGGUGGUCAAGACAAGAUCCGCCCCUUAUGGCGGCACUAUUAUACCGGAACCCAGGGCCUGGUCUUUGUCGUGGACAGUCGCGACCGCGCGCGGCUCGACGAGGCGCGCCAGGAGCUGCACCGGAUCCUGAGCGACCGCGAGAUGCGCCACUGUGUCCUGCUGAUCUUUGCCAACAAGCAGGACGUCGCGGGUGCGAUCUCGCCGAGCGAACUCACCGACAAGCUCGGUCUGAACGCGCUGGUGGACCGGACGUGGUUCGUACAGCCGACGUGCGCGACGAGCGGCGAAGGGCUGUUUGAGGGUCUCACAUGGCUGAGCCAGGCGAUCCACGAACCCACUAGGUAG
Messenger RNA from Malassezia japonica, 549 nucleotides. It is a transcript of the gene ARF6, whose product is annotated as ADP-ribosylation factor, Arf Arf6. Lineage: Eukaryota; Fungi; Basidiomycota; Malasseziomycetes; Malasseziales; Malasseziaceae. Gene Ontology annotation, biological process: vesicle-mediated transport; intracellular protein transport. Gene Ontology annotation, molecular function: GTP binding; GTPase activity. Gene Ontology annotation, cellular component: cytoplasm. The record is from RefSeq and is a predicted model, not a curated record. The coding region runs from base 1 to 549 and encodes 182 amino acids. The transcript is spliced from 3 exons.